GAGCAAAUCAACCACUGUGAACGCCAUGAUACGACUCUAGACCAUCCGACGCAACGAAUCUGGUGAUGAUACUCAUCUACACAGCUCCGCUUUUGCUCCCCAUGUCCACAUCUGCACCAACGCCGAACCCUACCAAAUAAAACAACCACCCUCCUCUACCAUACCUCGACCUCCCCUCUGACAAUCUUCCACCAUGUCUACCGAAUCUUCUUACCCUCCCUUGCACCAUGUUCAGACCCUGAGCCCCCCUACUGCUGGUCCAACCCGCUCCUGGCAAUCCAGGCCCCACCCAGACCCCUCCACUCCUCUGCUCGCAACCGCUUCCGCAGAUAAGACUGUCCAUGUCUGGAGCUUGCGCGACUUUUCUCUCGUGUCGACCAUCAGUGGAGGCCACAAACGCAGCGUGAGGGCUGUCGACUGGAAGGAUUUUGGCACAAGGAGGAGGACCAGACACAAAACUGGAGAGCAGAAACCCGUCGUUCUCGCAACUGGUAGCUUUGAUGCGAACGUUGGUAUCUGGAUCUGGAAUGAUGACCGGCGUGCGGCCCGCUUCAAGAAUCCUCUUGACGAUGGGAACACGGGCCAAAGAACGACUGAAGCUGGCGAUAGCGCCAUGACUGAUACCGACCAUACAAUCGACCACACACAUCCUACCUCAAAUAACCCAGAAGCAAACGAUGACGACCAAGACGAAGAAGACGAAGAGUGGCACUUUUCCACUUUACUGACAGGACCUGACUCGGAAAUCAAAUCCAUCGCCUUCUCUCCGCCUCAUUAUCCUACGAAUCUACUCGCGACUAGUUCCCGUGAUAAAUCUGUUUGGAUCUGGGAGGAGGUUGAACCAGAGGAAUGGGAGACCAUCGCUGUGCUUAGUGAGCAUACAGGAGAUGUCAAGUCUGUCAGCUGGUGCGAGGGGGCAGUCAAGAGGAGAUCUCGAGCGGCUAAGGGGGCCAACAACAGUACCAACGGUGUUCAUGGGUCCGGAGAUGUCGAAAUGGGUGAGGACUCGUCACAUGGAGCUAUCCCUCAAACAAGUACUCAGAGCUAUGAGGAGGAAGAACAGGAAGACACUAUCAUUGGGUCACGCGAAAUCCUGGCAAGUGGGUCCUACGACGACACGAUCCGACUAUGGCGGGACGUGGAAGAAGAAGGCGACUGGAUCUGCGUGGCUGUGAUUGACUCACACAAGGGCACUGUGUGGGACGUCAAAUGGGAACCAUACAUCAACUACACAGCACUCAACCUAACUGAUAACAAUGCCACAACAUCCUCCGACCCCAACAGCACCAUCAUUUCUGCCUUUGAAGCCGACUGGGAACCACGUAUCUUGUCAUGCAGCGAUGACUUGACGAUACGCGUGUUUAGACGGGAACUCAGCGCCAACGAAAAGGCCAAGAAACGAGAUCAGCAACAACAGACCAUGAGUACCAGCGGCGCCCCGUUGGGCUUCGCCAGCUCCCGGCUCCCCAGCGUCAUCCGCCCGCCCAGCAGUUUGGAAACAUGGAAACAGGAAUCCGUCCUCCCCGAAGUCCACGUCCGCAGCAUCUACUCCAUCGACUGGUCACGUACUACAGGCUUGGUAGUCUCGUGCGGUGGCGACGGUGCUAUUGUCGUGUAUAAGGAGGUACCCACCCCGGACAACGAGAGUAAUGCCGUUACCGUCGCUGCUGCAGAUGUCGAUAUGAAUGGAACCACGCCUCAGCCGCAAGCCGCGAUUGAUGCAGCUGCAGGAAACGGUAGUGACGAAAUCUCUUUCCCGUAUAAACUGCGCAAGAUGCAAUGGGUUGUGGUCGCAAUGAUUGAAGCCGCGCAUGAUGAAUAUGAAGUCAAUCAUGUCUGUUGGGCUGACAGGAGGGAUAAAGACCGUCGGUUCGAUGGCGAACAAGUGAUCAUUUCGACUGGUGAUGAGGGCCAUGUCAGGAUUUGGGCUUUGCCAGAACAUUUAUUAUCGGAAAAUUAGUGCAGGAGAGACUUACGAUCCCACCAGGACUUGGUGAUGAGGAAGAUAAGAUGAUAGAAUACAGUAGAGAUGAGAAUGGACACGGUGAAGAUGAAGAUGGUAUCUGGAGAGAUGACAUGUGAUCUGGAAAUAUGUCCUGUAAAUAUGUUCGUGUUACGUCCGGCAAGACAAUUUACUUAUGUCC
Messenger RNA from Exophiala mesophila, 2144 nucleotides. RefSeq lists its product as uncharacterized. The transcript has a single exon. Gene Ontology annotation, biological process: iron-sulfur cluster assembly. NCBI's taxonomy places the organism in Eukaryota, Fungi, Ascomycota, Eurotiomycetes, Chaetothyriales, Herpotrichiellaceae. Gene Ontology annotation, molecular function: protein binding. Gene Ontology annotation, cellular component: cytosolic [4Fe-4S] assembly targeting complex. Bases 194 to 1960 code for a protein of 588 amino acids. The record is from RefSeq and is a predicted model, not a curated record.